CACAACACCCGUCCAAGCAAAGAAAGGGGAAAAGAAAGCAGCUUUGUGGGAGGAAGGAGCGCGAGGAGGAGAUCCUCCUCCUCCUCCCGGCUCCCGCCCUCAACCGACCGUCUCCUCGUCUCCCUCUUUCACAUAUCCCCACACACCCACCGCCCUCUCUCUCUCUCUCGCUCCACAUUCCCUUCCCACCACCUUUCCCUUCUCUCUCUCGCUCUUUCUCCUCGACCGCGCGCCGUUCCUGCUCCGUCCGUCGGUCGACCCCCACCACAUGCGGCGGCGCGGGCGGCGCCUCCCCGCGGCGCUGUGGCUCGACGCUGCCGUGACGUUGGCGGCGCUGGUCGUGCUCGUGCUCCUUGUGGCGCGGCCGGCGGGCGCGGCGUGGUGCAUCGCGCGGAGCGGGGCGUCGGACAAGGCGCUGCAGUCGGCGCUGGACUACGCGUGCGGCCCCGCGGGGGGUGCGGACUGCGCGCCCAUCCAGUCCACCGGCCUCUGCUACCUGCCCAACACCCUCGCCGCGCACGCCUCCUACGCCUUCAACUCCAUCUUCCAGCGCUCCCGCGCCGCGCCGGGUGCAUGCGACUUCGCCGGCACCGCCACCGUCACGCUCACCGACCCCAGUUAUGGAUCAUGCACCUACCCUUCAUCUCCAAGCACUGCCGGGCAAACAGGAUCACCUGGUUCAAUAUCCAUGCCAGGGACUCCCACACCAAAAGGAACUGGGAGCACUGGAGGAUUGAGCCCACCUGAUGUCGAUUCGACCGACUCCAAUGCUGAACCUCUGGCGACCACAUCCCUGCCAUCUCUUGCUCUCUCCUGUUUCAUGUAUAUGUUCUUGCAGUUGUGGUGAUGCAUGGAUGGUCUAGUUAGGUUCAGCAGAGCAUUGACAUGCAGCAUUGUUGCGUCGUGAUGUAAGGGACACCACCACAAUUUUGUUUCAGGGAAUUGGUUGGUUGGUGGUAGCCAUUGUAACCUGCCGUUCAAGUGAAAGGCAAGAGUGCCCGUCAGUUGGAUUCUCUCAACUCAUUAUGCUUCUUUUGGUCUAAAAAAACAUUAUGCUGCUUUUUGCCCCUUGGGAA
This is a messenger RNA of Sorghum bicolor (sorghum), 1076 nucleotides long. Its product is annotated as PLASMODESMATA CALLOSE-BINDING PROTEIN 2. The record is from RefSeq and is a predicted model, not a curated record. The transcript has 3 exons. Lineage: Eukaryota; Viridiplantae; Streptophyta; Magnoliopsida; Poales; Poaceae. The coding region runs from base 269 to 847 and encodes 192 amino acids.